UCCGGCCAUGCAAUUCCAUAUCACUCAUUUAAUUCUCGAUCAUCAUGAACUACGGCAAGCUCCACUCCACCAGCUCCGGCGACACGCCGGCCAACUUCGAACUAUCCAAUUCCAAUUCAUCCAUUUCCUCCCCCAACCGGCGGACAAGAACAAGAGUUGUUCUUCUCUCCUUGCUCUCCAUCCUCCUCAUCAUGGCCUCUGCCAUCUCUGCCGUCGUCUUUGUCCGCUCUCACAUUGGCCGCGGCGGUGAGAGCGGCCUCGGGCUGGCUCACAAGCCGAGCCAGGCCAUCUCCCGGGCGUGCAGUCGCACCCUGUACCCGGCCGUGUGCGUGUCGUCGCUGGUGGAGUUCCCCGGCGCGCUCGCCGCCGACGUCCACGACCUGGUUCACAUCUCCCUGAAUGUGACUCUGCAGCGUCUCACAAAGGCCCUCUACUCCUCCUCACAAAUUCCCGUCUCCCAAAUCUCCGACCCCCUCCUCCUCUCCGCCUUCGCCGACUGCAUCGAGCUUCUCGACGACGCCGUCGACGCCUUCUCCCGCUCUCUCUUCUCCACCGCCGCCUCCAAUCACGACGUCCUCACUUGGCUCAGCGCCGCCUUGACUUAUCACGACACGUGUACCGAGGGCCUUGCUGACGUCAGCGCCGGCCAGGUCAAGGAUCAGAUGACUGCCAAGCUGGCCGACUUGUCGCAGCUGAUUAGUAACUCGUUGGCCAUAUUUUCCGGGUUCGGCGGCGGGACGGGUGAGUUCUCCGGUGUGCCCGUACAGAACAGGCGGCGGCUGAUGGAGGCGGAGUGGCCGCAGGAGAAUGGCGGAGAGGAGUUUCCGGAAUGGGUCAGCCGGAAGGAUAGGCAACUUCUGGGUUCUCCGAUUUCGGCGAUCCAAGCCGAUAUCGUCGUCGCCAAGGACGGCACCGGGAAGUACAAGACCGUCGCGGAGGCCAUCGCGGCGGCUCCGUCGUCCAGUGGCCGCCGUACGGUCAUCUACGUCAAGGCUGGAAAGUACGUAGAGGAGAAUUUGAAGGUGGGAAGGAAGAAAACAAACUUGAUGUUCGUGGGAGAUGGGAAGGGCAUAACCGUCAUUUCAGGUGGAAAAAGUGUUUUUGACAAAGUUACCACUUUUCGCACCGCCACCUUUGCGGCUUCUGGGACGGGGAUCAUUCUUCGUGACAUGACAUUCGAGAACACAGCAGGGCCGGGAAGGCACCAAGCGGUGGCGCUGCGUGUGAGUGCGGACCACGCGGUCGUGUUUCGGUGUAACAUCAUUGGGUACCAGGACACUCUCUAUGUACACUCCAAUCGACAAUUUUACCGCGAGUGUGACAUAUAUGGUACUGUAGAUUUCAUCUUCGGAAACGCCGUAGUGGUGUUCCAAAGCUGCAACAUCUACGCUCGAAAGCCGAUGCCCGGCCAGAAGAACACUAUAACCGCCCAAGAUCGGAAGGACCCGAACCAAAACACCGGUAUCUCCAUCCACGCCUGCAAGAUUCUUGCAGCAUCUGAUCUGGAAGGUUCCAAAGGUAGUUAUCCGACGUUCUUGGGGAGGCCGUGGAAAUUAUACUCUAGGGUAGUCUACAUGGUAUCAUCCAUGGGUGACCACAUCCACCCGCGGGGCUGGCUCGAGUGGCAGGGCUCCUUCGCGCUCGAUACUUUAUACUACGGUGAGUACAUGAAUUCUGGACCUGGUGCAGCGGUCGGGCAACGGGUCAAGUGGCCGGGUUAUCGGGUCAUAACGUCCACCGUUGAAGCGGGCAAGUUCACGGUUGGGCAGUUUAUAUACGGCUCCGCUUGGCUGCCGUCCACCGGCGUGUCAUUCUCCGCCGGCUUAUCUGCUAGCUAAAAACAAAAAAAAAAAAUAAUUUUACUUGGGAGUGACUGGUGAGUGUAUUUAAAUAAUUACAAAAUUGUUUUUAUUUUUAGGACGUGGAUGAUGAUGACACGUGUACAACCUCAUUCCUUUGAUCAAAAUAAAGAUAAAAAUGUGGGCCCCAGAAUUAGGGUGUUUAAGGGAGGGAUCAUAUAUAUUAUAUUUUUAUA
Molecule: messenger RNA, 2035 nt
Organism: Momordica charantia (bitter melon)
Lineage: Eukaryota; Viridiplantae; Streptophyta; Magnoliopsida; Cucurbitales; Cucurbitaceae
Product: putative pectinesterase/pectinesterase inhibitor 61
Biological process (GO): cell wall modification
Molecular function (GO): pectinesterase activity; enzyme inhibitor activity
Source: RefSeq, a predicted model, not a curated record